AUGGAAGACUGGGAUAAUGCAACCACAGUGACCGAAUUCAUGCUCGUGGGCUUCUCCAGACAGUCCUAUGUGCGGGCUGCCUUGUUUGUCCUCUUCUUGGUCAUGUAUGCAGUCACAGUAGCUGGAAACAGUCUCAUUGUAGUACUGAUUGCGGUGGAUUCUCACCUCCACAUCCCCAUGUAUUUCUUCCUCAGCAACCUCUCCUUCAUUGACAUGUGUUUUGUCACCAUCACUGUCCCACAGAUGCUGGUGCACUACUUCAAAGAGAAGCCCAUUAUAUCUCGGGGCAACUGUUUUGCACAAAUGAGUAUUACUCUUUUUUUGGGAACGGCGGAGUGCUUCUUACUGGCCGUCAUGGCUUACGACCGCUUUGUGGCAAUAUGCAGCCCUCUACACUACAGUUUAAUCAUGAGCCAAAAGGUGUGCCUCAUACUGGUGGUCAGCCUGUGGGUCAGCUCUUUCCUCUUGACCAUCGUACCCUUUUUUAGCAUGCCAGUAGCACAUUUCUGUGGCCACAAUGUGGUGAAUCAUUUUUCUUGCGAGCUCCAAGCAGUGUUGAAAUUGGCCUGCUCUGACACUCACAACAGUGGGCUUAGCAUGCUGAUCACAAGUGUGUUCACACUUCUGUUCCCCUUUGCCUUCAUUCUCGUGACAUAUGGGCGCAUUGGUCUGGCUGUCCUGCGCAUCCGCUCAGCCCGAGGGAAAGCUUUAUCAACCUGUGGCUCUCAUUUGACUGUGGUGGGUAUUUUUUAUGGCACUGCCUUGGCCGAAUACCUGAGACCUCAAGCCAAAACCUUCACCGACAAGGAUAAAAUAAUGGCUGUUGUUUAUCUGGUCAUUACCCCAAUGCUCAACCCCUUGAUCUACAGCCUGAAAAACAGGGAUGUGAAGGCAGCUUUAAGGCGGCUGAUAGGGAGGAAAAGAGAGAUGUAA
This is a messenger RNA of Eublepharis macularius, 933 nucleotides long. Its product is annotated as olfactory receptor 13H1-like. The transcript has a single exon. Gene Ontology annotation, biological process: G protein-coupled receptor signaling pathway. Gene Ontology annotation, cellular component: membrane. The record is from RefSeq and is a predicted model, not a curated record. The coding region runs from base 1 to 933 and encodes 310 amino acids. NCBI's taxonomy places the organism in Eukaryota, Metazoa, Chordata, Lepidosauria, Squamata, Eublepharidae. Gene Ontology annotation, molecular function: G protein-coupled receptor activity; olfactory receptor activity.